This is a messenger RNA of Hemiscyllium ocellatum (epaulette shark), 6744 nucleotides long. RefSeq names its product regulator of G protein signaling 12b (gene rgs12b). The coding region runs from base 288 to 4547 and encodes 1419 amino acids. Lineage: Eukaryota; Metazoa; Chordata; Chondrichthyes; Orectolobiformes; Hemiscylliidae. Gene Ontology annotation, molecular function: GTPase activator activity; protein binding. Gene Ontology annotation, biological process: signal transduction. The transcript is spliced from 18 exons. The record is from RefSeq and is a predicted model, not a curated record.
GAAAGAGAUCUCUCCAAAGUUGAGACCAAGGAGCCAUUUGAAGCAAUCCCUAAGGAGAGUCGGGCUUCCAUUUAUAGCACGGAGUCAGAGUAAAUGUGUAGAAGCGGCGCUAAUGCUUCAAAUCCGCAUUCGGGGAAAAUUCGGUGUUUCUAUUGGGACAGCUUAAGUGAUUUUGAGAGAUAUUUAAAGACUACAAUGAACUUUUUACUGAAGCACUUGGCCAGUUGGUUCCUGGCCAUCUCAGUGCUAUUUCAAGUUUACUAUUAUGCAUUGUAGGAAUAUAAACAAUGCAGAGGCAAGCUGAUCAAGUGAAGCGCCAUUCAAACACCAAUCCUUCCCUCCGGAUCAGGAAUGUGGAUAUCGCCAGGGGAAGAACUGGAUAUGGAUUCACACUUUCUGGCCAAGCUCCCUGUGUCCUUAGCUGCAUUCUGAAAGGAAGCCCAGCACAUUACGUUGGGCUUCGCUCUGGUGAUCGCAUACUUAAUGUUAAUGACAUUAAUGUCUCUAAAGCCUCUCAUGAAGAUGUUGUAAAAUUGAUAGGACAAUGCACAGGCGUACUACGCCUUGUCAUUGCUGAGGGUAGUAACCACUCUGAUACAGGUUCUAGUGAUGAGGAAGUUUAUUUCAAUGAAGGCAAAGCGGCUUGGAUGAACAGUAAACCAAAGUCAAAAUUACUGGGUCUAAACAGAGCUGAAAAAGUAGUUGCUGAUGUCCAGUCGGGUGGUAUAUUUAAGAUGCUUUUUGACAAUUCCAAUAAUUCUGCCAAAUGUGGGAAGACCUGUAUACAGCAACAAGGACAAAUGACUGAAAAAGCCAGUGGAUUUCCAAGCAGAUCUAUAAGUGCAAAAACAAACCACAAUUCACUUUCUGAGGAAGAAGUUAUGAAGGUGUUGAAUGAUGACUCUGUUUUUGUCAAUGGCCUUGAAAACCAAGAUGGAUUUAUUUUAGAUGCUAGCAUUUUGAAUGUUGGAAUGGUUGUAGGCUACUUGGGUUCCAUUGAACUGCCUUCAACAAGUUCAAAUCUGGAAAAUGAUAGCUUACAGGCGAUCCGAGGCUGCAUGCGACGUUUGCGUGCUGAGCAGAAGAUUCAUUCCCUUGUCCUAAUGAAGAUAAUGCAUGACUGCAUUAAGUUAUUCAAUGACAAAAAUAUUGUUCUAGCUGUGUAUCCUGCAGAAAAAUUGGCCUUCAGUGCUGUGUGCCCAGAUGAUCGAAGAUUCUUUGGAUUGGUGACCAUGCAAAUGUCUGAUGACCAAAGCCUUGCUAGUGAAAAUGAUGGUGGGCUGAGGACUUCAUGUCAUGUCUUUAUGGUAGAUCCAGAUCUCUGUCAGCAUAAAAUUCAUCAGGGUAUUGCUAGGCGAUUUAGUAUUGAAUGCACUCCAGACUAUGGUGGCUGCUUGGAGUUUCCCCCUUCCUCUCAGCCUGUUCUUCAGUUUGUAUCUGUGUUGUACAAGGACAUGGGGGAGUCAUUUGAAAAUGUGCGUGCAAGAGCUUUUCUUGAUGGGGACCUAUCUGAUGGUCAGCAGAACAAUAGUACUGGCAGUAACAGUGAUAGUGGAAUUGGAUGCUAUAGUCAGGAGGAAAAGAAUAACAGAGUUUUAGUUGUUGAUCUGGGUACCAACUCAAACAAACAUGCCCCCCAUGUUGCCUGGGGUAAUGUCCAAGCUAAAGGACAGAUGCAAGCUCCUUCUCAAUGGAAUGGUUGUCGUCCUGACAUGGAAGGUAAAUUACAUUCAUCCCGACUUUCAGAUUUGGCACAGGCUGAUUGCACUUUGCAUAACGGUAACAGACAUCUUGGUCCUUCUGCUCGACUUGAUGUUCCAGGAACGUCUCCGUGGUCUGUGUUUACUUCAACUAAGAAAUCUGAUACAGUGAACAGUACUCCUUCUGCAACUCCAAGAUGGCUUCCCCUUCACAUUCGUAAGGACUGGCAGUAUUGUAGCAGCAGUGAUCAGGAAUCCUAUGCAGAAUCCACAGAUGGACUGUCCAGUGUGAAUUGUAGUACACUGAAACAGGAUCUUCCCCCUCCAAUGACCAAGAUUCAGACAGAAAAAUAUCGAGUUGGGAGUGGUUUAGGCCAGCCUUUUCGCAUUGUAGCUCAGAAGAAUGAACUGACAAGUAAAUUGUUUGGAAUUGAAAAAAUGUUUGGGAUACAACAAAGCAACAAGAAAAGCAAAGACAAAAAGGGCACAAAGUUUUCUGGGAAUUCAGUUGGAUUUCCUCAAGCUCUCCAGCGUUCUUCUGUUCGGCGAUCAUAUGGGAGAUCGAAACGUUUCAGUAUAACCCGCUCCUUGGAUGAUUUAGAGAUAGCGGCGGUCUCCGAUGGAGAGUUGAACAGUGCAGACCUCAAGAAUUACAACAGUGAGAACAGCAUAAACAGUAAUGCAAGUCUUCCCAGUGUCCAGAGCUGCAGAAAACACGUGGAACGGCAGGUAGCUAGUUGGGCUGUGUGCUUUGAACGUCUCCUGCAAGACCCAGUUGGCAUCAGAUACUUCUCGGAGUUCCUUAAGAAAGAAUUCAGUGAAGAAAAUAUUUUAUUCUGGCAGAACUGUGAGUACUUCAGUCAAAUCCCUCAGAAUGACAAGAAACAGCUGUUGUAUAGAGCUCGGGAAAUCUACAACAACUUUUUAUCCAACAAGGCAAAUACUCCUGUCAAUAUUGAUAGCCAGGCACAGUUGGCCGAUGACAUCAUUAACGCACCACACCCAGAUAUGUUUAAAGAACAGCAACUGCAGAUUUUUAACUUGAUGAAGUUUGACAGCUACACUCGCUUUCUGAAAUCAACACUGUACCAAGAAUGCAUGUUGGCAGAAGUAGAAGGUCGCUCCUUACCUGAUCCUUGUCAGGUACCAUGCAGUCCUGCAUCAAGGCACAGCACCACUUCAGACCAAUCUACUCCAAAUAAAUCCGGUUCAAGGAUUAAAUCAUCCAGAUUGCUACCCAUUGAGCUUGAAGAUGAUAAUAGCAACAAGAAGAAGGGAACAUUUUUCUCAUGGUCACGGAGGAGCUUAGGACGAACUCAAAAGAGAAAAGAGAAUGGCGAUUCACAUCCUGACCUGUCGGAAAAUAAUGGACUGUCUCAGUGGCAUCGUGAAUCAUUUGGCUCCAUGUCAUCUUCCACUAGCACAGAGGGGAUGGCUUCUGGCUGUCCAAGAAACAACAAACACGAGAACGUUUCUACAAGAGAAUCUGUGACACAAAGAGAAAAGCGUUCAAAACACUGCACCAUGAGUCUGCCGGAUGGUUCCUUGCACACAGUUUCAAUCCAAACCGGUGUUUCUAUUAGAGAACUGUUGACAGAGCUUUGUGAGAGGCUGCAAAUUCAGUUAGCUGCUGUAGAUCUCUUUCUGGUUGGAGGUGACAAGCCUCUUGUACUUGAUCAAGAUUGCAACACAUUGAACUCACGAGAGAUUCGAUUAGAAAAGCGUACACUAUUUCGGCUGGAUCUAGUUCCCAUAAAUAGAUCAGUCGGUUUAAAGGCCAAACCCACCAAACCAGUGACAGAAGUGCUACGGCCAGUGGUGGCAAAAUAUGGCUUGAAUCUCAAUGAUCUAGUAGCUAGAAUUAAUGGGGAAUCAGAAGCUUUAGAUCUUGGCGUUCCUAUCUCUAAUCUCGAUGGGCAGCGUGUUGUUCUGGAUGUUGCAGAGCAUGUUUCUGAAAAAGACAGAGAGAAGAUUAUAAGAGGGAAAUCAGAUUCUUCCAACAUUAACACACACCCUGGUGUGAAGGAGGAAGGAAGACUUGAAGAGAAACCCUUUUCGAUAAGAGGAAAUGGAAAAUAUUCCAAAGAUGUGAGGCUUUCAAAAAAAGAUGUAAUGCAAACGACAAACAAAAAGAGACAGCCAAAGCUAAACAUGGAUGAAGUAGAAGAGUUUUUUGACCUUCUAUCAAAAGCUCAGAGUAAUAGAGUGAAUGACCAGCGUGGGCUUCUGAACAAAGAAGAUCUUGUACUUCCAGAUUUUCUACGCCUCAAGCCACCUGUACUUGAACCUGGCUCCUCGACACCUGCAGUUAGUAAAGGAAAUGGUAGAAAUAGAGAGGAAAGAAGCCAAACUAUGCAAAGAAGUGUGACGUCCACCGAACAGUUUGAUAAAUUAGAGUAUGUGGACUCUGGAGCAGCUAUCUCAUCAGCACUAAACUUCAAUGAGAAUUCUAACAACAUGAAAGCUAAGUCAACAACUCAACAUGAUAACAGUCAUCGGCCUGUGUUAAUGCCACCUGAUUAUGUAGAGCCAGCUACUAAGCAGAAAAAUGAUGCACCUUUCCAUGUGCCAGUAUCUCCUAUUCCUCAUGUCAAUGAACAAAGGUGGGAAAAGCAGUCUGAAGUCCGGCAGUCAGAAACUGUGCCACCUUAUGAGGAUGAAAAUGCAUUUGAUCUGACUCUGGUGGCAGAAGGUGACAUCAGUAGUCCAAACAGUACGUUAUUACCACCCCCACCAACACCACCGUCCACUGUCAGUAAACUGGAGAUAGCUAACUAUACUCCACCACCUCCCUACAAAGAUGGUCAGGAGAACUCUUCACACUGUACAUCCACUUCAGUGGGUUGACCAGAACUGCACACAACACUCCAAAUGUGGCCACACCAGAGUUUCGUGCAGCUGCAGCAUGAUUUUUUGGUUCCAAAACUCAAUCCGGCCUGGAGGAAGAACGCCUCAUCUUCCGCCUCAGAACACUUCAACCUCAAGACAUCAAUGUGGACUUCACCAAUUUCCUCAUUUCCCCUUCCCCCACCUUACCCCAGCUCCAACUUGCCAGCUCAGCACCAUCCUCAUGACCUGUCCAAUCUUCCUUUCCACCUAACCACUCCACCCUCCUCUCCGACCUAUCACCUUCCUCCCCACCCCCUCCUAUUUAUCUCUCCAUUCUGGAAGCUCCCAGCCUCAUUCCUGAUAAAGGACUUUUGCCCAAAACGUCGAUUUUCCUGCUCCUUGGUUGCUGCCUGACCUGCUGUGCUUUUCCAGCACCACUCAAAUCUUGGCCCAAAACUCAAUACCUGUACCAAUAAGAGCUGACGCACUGUAUGCCUUCUUAACAAGCCUAUCAACCUGGGUGCCAACUUUCAAGGAUCUGUGUACCUGGACACCAAGAUCUCUCUGCUCAUCUACACUACCAAGAAUCCUACCAUUAGCCUAGUACUCUGUAUUCCUGUUGCUCCUUCCAAUGAAUCCCCUCACAGUUUUCUGCAUUAAACUCCAUUUGCCACCUCUCAGCCCAGCUCUGCAGUUUAACUAUGUCUCUCUCUAACCUACCACAUCCUUCAUCACUAUCCACAACUCUACCGACCUUAGUGUCAUCCACAAAUUUAUCAACCCAUCCUUCUAUGCCUUCAUCCAUGUCAUUUACAAAAAUGGACCCAAAACAGAUUCUUGCAGUACGUCACUAUGAACUGAACUCUAGGAUGAAUAGUUCCUAUCAACCACCACCCUCUGUCUUCUUUCAGCUAGCUAAUUUCUGAUCCAAGCUACAAAAUCACCCUCAAUCCCAUGCCUCAGUAUUUUGUGCAGUAGCCUACCAUGGAGAACCUUAUCAAACGCCUUACUGAAACCCAUUUACACCACAUCAAUAGCUUCACCCUCAUCUACCUGUUUUAUGAGGCAUGAUCUACCCUUCACAAAACUGUGUUGACUAUCCCUAAUCAACUUAUUCUUUCUGAAUGAUUAUAAAUCCUAUCUCUUAAAAUCUUUUCUAACACUUUACCCACAACCGAAAUAAGGCUGACAGGUCUAUAAUUUCCAGGGUUGCCUCUACUCUCCUCUUGAACAAGGGAACACCAUUUGCUAUCCUCCAGUCUUCUGGCACAAUCCUGUUGACAACGACGGUGUAAAGAUCAAAGCCAAUGGCUCAGCAAUCUCCUCCCUGGCUUCCCAGAGAAUCCUAGGGUAAAUCCCAUCUGUCCAAGGGGACUUAUCUAUUUUUACAGUUUCCAGGAUUGCUAACACCUCCUCCUUAUGCACCUCAAUUCCAAUCUAGUCUAGUAGCCUGUAUCUCAGUAUUCUCCCCAACCACAUUGUCUUUUUCUAGUGUGAAUACUGACGAAAAGUAUUCAUUUAGAACUUCCCCUAUCUCCUUUGACUCCACACACAACUUCCCACUACUAUGCUUGAUUGACCCUAAUCUUACUCUAGUCAUUCUUGUAUUCCUGAUGUACCUAUAGCAAGUCUUAGGGCUUUCCUUGAUCCUAUCUGCCAACGACUACUCAUGUACCCUCCUGGUUCUUAGCUCUCUCUUUAGCUCUUUCCUGGCUAACUUGUAACUCGCUAGCGCCCUAACUGAGCCAUUUCAUUUCAUCCUAACGUAAGCCUUCUUCCUCUUGACAAGAGAUUCAACUUCCUUAGUAAACCACGGCUCCCGCACUCAACAACUUCCUGCCUGCCUGACCCGUACAUACUUAGCAAGGAAUGUAGUAGUGGUCCUUGAAUAAACUCCACAUUUCCACUGUGCCCAUCCCUUGCAGUUUACUUCCCCAUCCUAUGCACCCUAAAUCUUGCCAGAUCGCAUUGUAAUUGCCUUUCCCUCAGCUAUAACUUUUGCCCUGUGGUAUAUACUUAUCCCUUUCCUUCAUUAAAAUAAACAAAACCGAAUUGUGGUCACUAUCACCAAAGUGCUCACCUACCUCCAAAUCUAACACCUGGCCAGGUUCAUUACCCAGUAUCAAAUCUAACGUGGCCUUGCCCCUUGUUGCCCUGUCUACAUACUGUCAGGAAACCUUCCUGCACACAUUGGACAAAACUGACCUAUCUAUUU